CUCCGCCAUGGCGGCAGAUGCCGCACGCACGUUAGGAAGAUUUGACUUUAAGAAGUGACGUCAUUCCUUUCAUUAGCAUCAUUAUUUAUUGUUAAAUUCCGGUACUCUGUCGGUUGUUCUCACCAAGUAACGACGCUUGAUGACUGCAAAUAACGGUCUACCGGAAGGAGAGGGAGAGUUCUCCAGUCAGUGAGCGGAAGGGAAUUUACUGCUGGCUCCUCCGCCCUCGAAUCCUGCUGCAAUUUUGUGAAUUUCUAGUAAUUUUGAACUUGACAGGCCUCCAAGAUGUUCAAAUUUGCUGCUCAACGACUUUCCUCAACGAGCCUUCUCAACUGCUCAAAGGUGCACGCUCCCAAGCUCGCCUGCUCUGCUACUUGGUCUCACCUCGCGCCGCUGUCAGUUUCUGGGACUUCAAAAAACCCACAUUCUUACAAUGGAUUCCUUCAAACUUGUGGUGUACAGAACUUUGAAACUCGAAGCUUAAUUCAUUCAUCUUCUGUUAAUAACAAGCCAGAUGUUAUGGAUGAAUUUCAGAAACGAUACAAGCACAUGCUUUCGCAAGUCAGUUGGCAAGAAGUGAAAAAGUCACCCCAACCUGCCCUUGCAUAUGGAGCUGCUGGGUUAAUCCCUUUUGUGUUCCCACCUUUGGCUAUUCUUCUCAAUGGGGAAUUCCUACCAAAUCUUGGAUUUGUUCAGUUAGCUUAUGGAGCAAGCAUCUUAUCGUUUUUAGGUGGUGUAAAAUGGGGCUUUGCUGUUCCUGAGAACAGUCAGCAAAAACUAUCCUGGGAUAAUUUGGGCCAGAGUGUGUCUUUAUCCUUGGUGGCAUUUGGUAGUUUGAUAUUGCCUCCCUGGAUAGGCACGCUGACGCUUGUUGCGGGAAUGGGUGCUUCAGCCUACAUAGAUAUCACGUCUCCUGGAUACCCUCAGUGGUUUAAAGCCAUGAGACUUUGUCUGUCAGGUGUAGCCAUUGGCAGCCUUCUCUUUGGCUGGCUGUUGAGAAUUUUGCUUUAAAGAGUUUAAUAUUUGUUAUUCAUUCAUGAACACUUAAGUGAUUUACCUUAAACCUGUUAUUUAACUGUGAUCCGUUUUGGAAAUUAAGUUAGCAUUGAUUAACUCCUGUAGCAUUAAUGACAUAAACAUGAGAGCCUUUUUGAAAGAGGACUCUAGUUGUUUGUCGCAGGUAUUUUUGUAUGAUGUGUGACUGUGGUAGCAGAUUGCUAGUCUAAAUGUUGUAGCAUACUUGUUAAUGCACUAGCUCUACAUGUUCAGAAGUGUUGUUUAAUGUUUUUUUUAAUAAUGAAAAUACGUAUCUAUUCUGCA
Molecule: messenger RNA, 1320 nt
Organism: Thrips palmi
Lineage: Eukaryota; Metazoa; Arthropoda; Insecta; Thysanoptera; Thripidae
Product: transmembrane protein 69-like
Exons: 3
Coding region: 286-1011 (241 amino acids)
Source: RefSeq, a predicted model, not a curated record